GACCAUGACUCAACAGAGAGAGAGACUAUAAAUACCGUUUUCUCCGCUCGCUUUUUCUACCGGAAACGAAAUUCACGCCUCUUUCUCUCGGUGAACAAGAUUUGAUCGAUUUCAGCGUAGAGAUUCAAAAUUUCCGAGUUUCGAUCGAUCAAACGCACUCAGCUUCCACGAUUUUCGAUCUGUUAGCAAAAAGGUCGAGAAAUCAAGGUUCGGGAGCACCAAACGCGCUCAAAACCGACGGAUUCGGAAAUCUCGAUCGAAUCGAACAGUGUAAUCUGAUGAAGCUACCAAUGGUAGACUGCCGUAGCUUGAUCGAGUUCUGCAAAGCUUUCGAGCAGCACAGGAAUUCUCUAGCCACGACAGACCACCGAAACAACCAUACUCACUCUCGUAAUAAGAGGCACAGCAAGUCCUUAAACCCAUUAUCCCAUCCAUUCUGCGACCACUCGCCUUUUGCCGCCAUUGAUAUCAUCAUACUUCUUCUGGUACUCGGCGCCCUGGGGGUUUUGACUGUCCCAUACUUCAAGUUCAUCUUCCGAGAAGCUGCUGAGCUUCUUCCAGAAGCUUUCGUCCUCAUCGGAGACGUUUUAUAUACAGCACCAGUCGCUUAUGCAGUUGGCUUGGUCAUGAUGUUUGUUAUCAUGGUUGUGGCAUGGGAGAUCAUCCAUCACAAGUCUCGGAAAUGUGGGAAUCCUUAUUGCAGGGGUCUUCGUAAAGCUGUCGAGUUUGAUAUCCAGCUUGAAUCAGAAGAGUGUGUGAAGUACAUGCCACCUUUGCCAAAGGAUCUGUAUGGGGCACGCCCGCUGGAGUUAGGGGAGGAUCACAAGGAACUGGAAGCUGAGUUGAAAAGGAUGGCACCACUCAAUGGACGUACUGUUCUUAUUUUUCGAGCGCCUUGUGGAUGCCCCGCAGGUAGAAUGGAGAAGGAGAAAUAUCACGAUGCAGCUCCAUCCAGCAAGGAUUUUUAGUCCUAUCGGUGGUAAACUUCUUGUACGCUUGAAGCAUGCCCAAAGUGCGUGGCCUGGUCCAAGUAGACAACAGGUUCUUCAGCACCAGUUGCAGCAACAAUGCCAAUGGACAGCAGAUGUAGGAUGUAGCAGUGUUGAGCAAAGCUGCAAGGUCCAAAGGCAAGUGCAUCUUUUCUUGUAUGCCUGUAUACUGCCUGUGUUUGCUAAGACAUGGCAUGUUAUCUGAAUCCUUAAUGUUCUCAAACCACCAGAUGAACAGAUCUUCAUUCCAAUGUCAAUGUGUUAUACGGUAAAUGUACUAUGGAACAACCUAUGGUAUCUCGAUGUUAGAUUUAGCUACAUCCUUAAAAGACCUACUGAAAUUGGAUCAAUGACCGACGUUUAAUUGACAUAAUCUCUGGCUAUUCAUUUCUACACACAA
Molecule: messenger RNA, 1389 nt
Organism: Magnolia sinica
Lineage: Eukaryota; Viridiplantae; Streptophyta; Magnoliopsida; Magnoliales; Magnoliaceae
Exons: 4
Coding region: 279-968 (229 amino acids)
Source: RefSeq, a predicted model, not a curated record